AUGGCUGCAACUUCCUCGUCGGGCGCUCGCGUUCUAGCGCUUGCCUCCAGUCCGCAAGGCUUGUCUGCCGCACGCGCAGCGCAGGGCAAGAAAGACACCGUUUUGACCGUUCUUCAGACCGAGUCUUUUCCUCAGGCGGAGACCGCCGCAGGGGCUCUUUACGACGCGAUCCUGGUUUUGGACGUUGGAAACAUCCAAGACGGCGCGGCCGCCCGUCCCGCGGCGCAAGCUUUGGCUCAAGCAGUUUGCCGCGCUGUAGCCCCGGGGGGAUUUGUACUGGUUGCCGAAGGAAGUGGCGACGCCGAGCAGGCACGCCGUCUGAUGAAGCGACUGCUGGUCUACGAAGGCCUCGUCUCUGCCACAGACUCAGAGGUCGCCUCGUUCGUAGCCGACCACCUGACCGGCUUUGAAACCCCCAUAAUGUGGACAGGAAGGAAACCGACAUGGGCUGCCGGCGCGGCAGACACGGUGUCAGGCAGCAACGGCGUCGUGGCAAGUGGGAGUAACGAGGUAGACGCCGACGACCUCAUCGAUGAGGCGACGCUUAUUGACCCAGCUGAAGCGUAUCAGCCGCUGGGGAAAGACCGAUCAAGUUGUGCGUCACGGCCCAAAGCGUGUCCCAACUGCACUUGCGGGCGAAAGGAGGCUGAGGAGGCUGCAGAGAAGACGAGGAGAAAGCUGGAGUCCGGGGAAAUCCGGUCCUCUUGCGGAAACUGCUACCUCGGAGACGCCUUCCGCUGUGCCGGGUGCCCGUACAGAGGCAUGCCUGCCUUCAAACCGGGCGAGAAGGUUUCGUUAGAGGAGACGAGCGUGGUGGCGCCCGUGCCUGGAAUGCAGAAGGAAGUUGCAACGGUGUCCAUGAACAAGGUGCGAAUCGCAGACCUCGGAGACGAUAUGUGA
Messenger RNA from Neospora caninum, 900 nucleotides. RefSeq lists its product as hypothetical. Gene Ontology annotation, biological process: iron-sulfur cluster assembly. The record is from RefSeq and is a predicted model, not a curated record. Gene Ontology annotation, cellular component: cytoplasm. The coding region runs from base 1 to 900 and encodes 299 amino acids. Gene Ontology annotation, molecular function: iron-sulfur cluster binding. Lineage: Eukaryota; Apicomplexa; Conoidasida; Eucoccidiorida; Sarcocystidae. The transcript has 7 exons.